GUUAAAUCGAGGCGCUUUGUAAAUGGUUGCUGACAAGAUUGCUUGCCAAUCGUGUACCCUUUACAGAGAGAUGCAGCACCCAAGGUAUUUCGAGAAUACUUUAGAUGAUUCCAAACCAUCACAAGACAUAUCAGAUGCCCAGAAAGACUAUGUACCAGAGUUACUGCAAAUAAUUCACAAAAACUGCCCGCCACUUCCUGAAAACUGUGAUGGAGGAAUGUAUGUUGGAGCUGCCGGCAUUGCUUAUGCGUUUUAUCACGUAGCUGAGAGUCCUACCUUUUCCGAGAAAAGAAGUAAUUUUCUAGACAUCGCAGAGGCAUAUAUUAAGGUAGCCAUCAAAGAAAUUAACAAAGUAGAUCCAUUAAGAGGUGGCAUUGGUACAUCACUGCUACUUGGCCAUGCUGGAAUAUAUGUCACUGCUGCUCUUAUUUAUGAAGCCCAAGGUUAUCAAGCUGAAAAAUCAGAGUACCUCCAGAAUUUUUUGAGCAUCCACAGUAACUUACCAGUCAACUUUUUUGCUCAUGGUUGUGAUGAGUUCUUUAUAGGUAGAGCAGGCUACCUGGCUGCUUGUUUGAUGCUGAAUAGACGUUUCCAAAAAAUAGCGAUCCCAAACGAAGUGACCUUGCAGCUUUGCAAUCUCAUUAUAGAAUCAGGCCGCCAGUACUCAAAGAAGGUCAAUCACCCCAGCCCACUAAUGUAUGCCUACUACAACUGUGAAUACAUUGGUGCUGGGCAUGGCAUUGCAGCAAUCCUUCUGGCUUUGCUAAAUUUCCCAGAAUGUUAUAUGAACAACCCAGUAGUUGAAGCUGAUAUCAAAGCUUCGAUUGAUUACGUUCUGUCGCACGAACAACGUAAUGGCAACUACCCACCAGUCCCAGAUGAAUGUAGGGAUGACUGGAACGAGCUUGUUCAUUGGUGUCAUGGUGCAUCAGGUGUUGUUUAUUUGUUAGCAAAGGCAUUUAUUGUAUGGAAAGAUGAACGAUAUUUGGCUGCUGCUUUGCGAUGUGGUGAGCUUGUUUGGAGCCGUGGAUUGUUGAAGAAAGGGCCAGGUCUUUGCCAUGGAAUCGCUGGUAACGGCUACGUUUUCCUUCUGCUUCACCGCCUGACAAGUGACGAGAAGUAUUUACAUAGAGCCAGGCAGUUUGCUGCCUUUAUGCAGACAGAGGAAUUCAAAGGGAAUUCCCGUGUCCCUGACGCACCUUACAGCCUCUAUGAAGGCAUCGCCGGUACUGCUUGCUUCCUUGCUGAUCUUGUCAACCCAGCUGAUGCCACGUAUCCAUUUAUGGAGGUAUUCUAAGGCAGGAAAAGACCUCUUUGUUGCAAAAAUGCUCUUGAGGAUGUCAAAGGGCUUCCAGCAUACGUAAGUGUAGUCCCUUUGAUGUUGCACAAAUAAUAAGUCUCUUUUUUGACUGUCUCAAGUCUCAAGAAAUUGUCUUCAAGAGCCGGUGCAUUUCCCUCGUAUUUUUGUAAAUGUAUCUAGCAGACAUUUUGAACCUCAGCAGAUACAAUCCAGUCUUAUAAAGGUUACUUAGUGGUGAAUACGACACCUUAAAAUGAAUAAACACUUUGAGUAUCAUAUAAUCUUUUUUUUAUUGCACAUCGCAGCGCUUGUGGGUUUGUAAUUAAAACCUCAUUAUAGAGCAUGUCAUUCUGUUCUUUGUAGACGCAGCAAAAAUCAGUUCCUUGUUUAAUCAGUCCAAUUGCAUGUCUCGCAAUCGCAUACUCUAAUUUUAUGGACCGUCACUAACGGGGUAUCAUCCCUGACCCCGGAUCCUCAACUCCUUCCAUCUACACCGCAAAAAAAAGAGAGGGCGAUCGCUCGCAUCUUCGCUUUGUAAAAACUUGAGUGCUGAAAACAUUUUCCUACACUACCAACUUUUGCUUGAUCGAGCCCGUGGUUUUUGUCGAUUUUCAAACUUGAAUAAUUUAUAAAGCUCCCAUAUACAAAAAAUAGAUGAUGGACCUUUAAAAGAGAACACCAUCCCCUUAAGCAAGAGCUUAAACCAAAAAUAUUUUACGGAUUGGAUGAUAUUCUAAACCAAAAUGAUAUUUUACAAUAAGAUAUUAGAAAGCUAAACUGUUAAAAGCUCUAUAUAAUGGAAACUUUCUACCCCAUAUGUUUUCUUUAAGUGUUGAACUUUUAUUGUAAUGAUAAUGAUAUGUUUCAUUAGAUUCAAGGUUUUGGAUAAUGCCAUGCCUUGAAAUCAGGUCUUUUCACGUGCUGUAUUUCUAUAGCCAGUUGAGAUAUUGAUAUCAAAUAAGAAUGCUGUUUAUUUCCAUAAUUACCUCUUAAAUAUCAAAGUUCCAGCUAAUUUUGUGAUUGUGUCUGACAGGCCGUCAGUGAUUAUGGAAUGCCCCAGUUACUACAUUGCCUUUAAUUUUUCCUAAAUUAUUUUUAUCUACAAAGUCAAGAAAAUUGGUAUACUAUUUGCCCAGGUAAUGCAAAGAAUACUGAGAACAGACAAAGUUCGGUAGCCACACUCCUAAUACGCCUUCUCAUUUUUGCAAAGGGUUUCCAGAGUAUUAGAUAACCUGUCAAUAAGAGGAUUAUAAAUCUUCAGAACCGUGCUUCUUUACAUUCAGUCUUGUUAUUCUUCUACUAUCAAAGUCCAUUUUGUUUUACACGGACCAUAAAUCGCCGAGUUUCAGCCAAAUUGUAAAAUUCUUUUUCCUCAUAGAGCGAGAUGCAGGAUAGAGAUCUAAUUUCAAUUACACUUUGUCAUUAUCAAUUUAUCAUUGAUUUAUUCAUGUUGAGUAAAUACCAAUAACAUUUUACUGUCCUAGCUUACUGUCAAUAUUCUGAGAGUGAACCGUGGCAUUGUCUCUCACAACUAAUUAACAAUUUUUUUGUCAUUUUGUGGCUUAAACGAUUGUAUAAAAUCUAUGGCAAAAGC
Messenger RNA from Rhopilema esculentum, 2894 nucleotides. RefSeq names its product lanC-like protein 3. Gene Ontology annotation, biological process: carbohydrate metabolic process; peptide modification. Lineage: Eukaryota; Metazoa; Cnidaria; Scyphozoa; Rhizostomeae; Rhizostomatidae. Gene Ontology annotation, cellular component: plasma membrane. The record is from RefSeq and is a predicted model, not a curated record.